Molecule: messenger RNA, 1371 nt
Organism: Homalodisca vitripennis (glassy-winged sharpshooter)
Lineage: Eukaryota; Metazoa; Arthropoda; Insecta; Hemiptera; Cicadellidae
Exons: 5
Coding region: 124-1341 (405 amino acids)
Source: RefSeq, a predicted model, not a curated record
CUACCCCUUGGGUGGUGUGGAAACUUGGGUCACGUUGCAACAAGGACAAACGCACGUGUGGUGGGGGGUACGCUGCGCUUGCAUAUAAGCGACUGCUGCGAAUGUAUCCAGCAUUGUGCAAUCAUGUACAGUUGCAGGCACCUUGUGUUGGCGUUUUCCGUGGGAGUUAUGACUGUGUCUACAACCUUGAUAGCGAUUCUCUGCAGAGCACGCCUGCCUCCCGGAGUCGGCUACACUCGCUUGAUGCUGAUACUGGUGGGCCUUCUUAUCGUUGCAGCACCCCUCGUUGCUGGUGACGACGACGGACCGCCUCCGCGGAAAGCCCCUCGAUUGGUGGGCAACGACGAUGACCCCCGGCCCGAUCCCCACCCCGAGGUCCAGGACUCCCCAUUGUCGCCUGACCCUGAUGACAGUGUGGAGGAGUAUGACUCGGAUGCCACCGUGGAGAACCUGAUACCCGGUUCUCCUGACCCGUGGGCUUUUGGACCGAGGCCGAGGCAGAGGCCUCUCAAUGACACAGCGGUUGAGGACCUUCUGCUGGGACCCUGGGAAGUGUUGGAGGCUGCCAUCACGGGUAUGCCUCUACCACCGUCUCCAUCACCGCCCCGGGCCGCAGCCCGCAGGCUCCCUCUCCAGACGAUGCCGCUUCCUCGGCCGCGGCGACUUCCGAGGAUAAGUAUCGCCCCGGCCCAGGCCCCCUCGACGUCCCGGUCCUCUGGUGGGUCCAACGUAGCGACCGUCGCCCCGGUCCCCUCGACGUCCCGGUCCUCUGCUGGGCCCACGACCCAACCCUCUACCUCAACGGGUCGAACCGGCGCUUGUAGAAGGCCUCCUACAGCUGCAUCAGGAGUAGAUGUGGCACGGCAGAGGUUACGGGAACUGGUGCUGGACCAUUUCCUUCAAGUAUUUGUUUCGCCGGCGCACGCUCCCGUGGCGUGCACUGUGGGGGCGUUGGUUGCGAUGUCCACCCUGAGGGCCGAGCUCAGGGAUAUGCUCUGGCUCGUCGACCAUCUUCUCGACGAGACGCCCCGUGACCAGAGCCUCGUGAUAGCGUACGCGCUUUGGAGGGAAGUGCGCUCGUCGUUGGAGGGUCUGCUCAUCGGCAUCGGCGAGAGCAUGGAGUCGGCGGCCUCGAGGGAUCCCUACGACAUCGACCCUGAGGAACCGGAACCGUCGCCCCCGGCUAGGCACGUUCGCUGCUGUGUCUGUAUGGACAGAUUGCCGACGGUAGGGUUGAGGCCUUGUGGACACACUCUGUGCCCACAAUGUGCCCAUAGGCUCUUACGUUGUCCAAUCUGUCGGGUGAUCAUCCACGGGAGGAUGCCAUUGUUUUUUUCUUAAAAUUUUUAAAAUAAACAAGUUUUUUUGCUA